This is a messenger RNA of Magallana angulata, 1815 nucleotides long. RefSeq names its product zinc finger protein RFP-like. Bases 1 to 1677 code for a protein of 558 amino acids. Gene Ontology annotation, molecular function: ubiquitin protein ligase activity; zinc ion binding; protein binding. Gene Ontology annotation, biological process: proteasome-mediated ubiquitin-dependent protein catabolic process; protein polyubiquitination. The transcript has a single exon. The record is from RefSeq and is a predicted model, not a curated record. NCBI's taxonomy places the organism in Eukaryota, Metazoa, Mollusca, Bivalvia, Ostreida, Ostreidae.
AUGGACCCCCUGUACAGCCUCCAAGAUCUUGCACGCUGCAUCCUUUGUGAAACGUCUGAGACCACCAUGUACUGUAAAAUUUGUCAUAUACAUUUGUGUAAAGACUGUGUAGAGAAACAUUCAUCCGAUUCUUCCAAAGUUCAUAAGGUGGUGCCAUUUAAACAAUAUUUAACCACUCUGGACUAUCCAAAGUGUAAGAAACACCCCAUUAAACGAUGUAAACUCCACUGUGAACAAUGUGACAUUCCUAUUUGUGUACAAUGUGUUUCUUCUGAAAAACAUUUUUGGCAUAAACAAAUUGAGAUUUUGAAAAAAAUAGAAAGCAAGAAAAAAGAUCUACAGAGAGAAUUGCAAGAAUUAGAAAAAAUCAUUUAUCCUAUAUAUAAAGAAAUUGCAUCUAAUAUCCCAGUGCAGAAGGCUGAUCUGAGUAAAAACUCCCGGAAAUUGACAACAGCAAUUGACAAACAAGGAGAAGUCUGGCACAGAGAAAUAGACACCAUUAUCACAAACCUGAAAUAUAACGCGGAGUAUAUGGAAUCCAAACAUCUUGUCGUCCUGAAUAAACAGGAAGAUGAAAUCACACGCACCAUUUUUGAAAUCACACAGAACAUUGCUGAACUGAAGAAGAUGCUAAACUCCAAAGAUGUGUGCCUUGUCUCUGAAUACAAAUCCAGGAACACUAAAUUCAGAAGACUGCCUCCUAAACUCAAAGUGUCCUUACCAAACUUUCAGCCUAAAAAAAUCAUCACAAAUCAGCUUACUGAACUUUUUGGUUCUCUGUCAGCAUUAUCUUUUACAGCAGAGGAACAAGACUACAGCAUGCCUCCCAAAGAAAACGAGUCCGCUCCUUCAGAUUGGUCAUUUAUGAAUGAACCCAAGGUCAUCACAGCUAUAGACACAUUGUAUGACAAUCUUUACGAUGUGACGUAUCUAAAUGAUACAGAGAUCUGGACGCGUGGUAGUGACAAUAUGAUGAAACUCUACAAACUCUGUGGGGAGCAAGUGAAAUCCAUCAAAACUAAGUCAUGGAACGUACCACGAGAUAUAGCAGUUACGAGGAGUGGGGAUCUCGUUUAUACUGAUAAGAAUGAUAGAACUGUGAAUAUAGUGAAGAACACACAUAUACAAACAGUGAUCACACUACAGCGAUGGAGACCUCGCAGUGUCUGUUUUACCUCCUCUGGGGAAUUCCUGGUUGUCAUGGACAGUGAUAAUAAUGUACAAACAAAAGUUGUGCGUUACUCUGGCUCCAAAGAGAAACAAAGUAUUCAGUUUGAUGACAAAAGAAAAGCCCUCUAUUCGUCUGGUGGAUUAUUUAAUACUAAAUUCAUCAGUGAAAACAGAAACCUAGAUAUCUGUGUAUCAGACUGGGGAGCCAGUGCAGUAGUGGUGGUUAGUAAGGCCGGAAAACUCAUGUUUACCUACACUGGUCCUCCCUCUACAACCAAGAAAUCAUUUGGUCCACUCGGCAUCACAACAGAUAGCCAGGGUCGGAUCCUGACAACAGACUAUUGGAACAACUGUAUCCAUAUCCUGGGUCAGGAGGGACAGUUUCUCCGCUUCAUUGACAACUGUGAUUUAGUCGAGCCCUGUGGUUUAUGUGUGGACUCCAGAGACAACCUUUUUGUGGCUGAGUACAACACAGGUAAAAUAAAGAAAAUACGAUAUUACAUGUAAAGAAACAAACUAUUUUUAUUACAACCUGUGUCUUUAUUACAAUACAUAAUUAAUUUUUAUGUACAGACGAUGAAUAUGUAUGCAUAAUAUAUAAAAGCCAAUUGCAUGUUUAUUGUAGAAAUUCCCUUUCUCUCUCUC